UCUUCAUUUAUUUCCGGGGUUAGGGCUCAUUCCCCCCGGUGUUUAAUAGAGAGUGUGUAGUUGUUGCAAUUGUAUUUGUAGCUAGAUACAAACUCUAUACGAGGUGUAGUUAGAUUGUUGGAGAUCGCCAUUACCAUUUUUGAUGAAUUUUAUAUUGCUGUCUGUGUUGACCUGGUUAGCAACGUGUCAUUGUUCAAACGAAAGAGGUGAGAAGAAUGGGGACCAUUGUGAUCUUCUGAAGCAGUGGCUUGAAUCCGCAUCAGUGUCCGUGGAGAUCGGCAAACAAGGUUUCCACAGGGAGGUGAUCAUCACUGUUGAGCUCAGCCCUGCUGUGCUCAGUAGUGCCAGAGUUUUGCUGGUUAAUCGAUGGCCUAGAGGUGUCUUCAUUGAUCCAUACCAACUCGCAUCCCUGAGAGAUCAAAGUGAUUGGCAGACAUUACUAGAUUCAGCCAUCGACCUAGAGGCGCCUGCUCACAAGACUUCAGGAUUUGUCAGCUAUGUGUUUCCCACCCCUGACGAUCCGACUCGUAGACGGCUAAAAGUAACAAUUCCAGUUCAUGGCCGCUACCACGAGCCCUCCUCUGUCGGGGAAACAUUUACAUCUGUCUUCAUACAACCUCCAGAGCUGCUGCUGCGGGAUGACAAAUGUUUGCAGCUCAACAACUUCGAGCCUCACACUGUUGUGGACGCCCCGUGCACUGCUAACAAUUCAAGCACAUGUCCGUGGGUAAAAAUCCAGCAGCAUCAGAGGCACAGCCCUAUAGGUUUACAGUUCCCGGUGGGUGAUGGCUCUUUGGUGAUACCUGUAUGCGGUGGAACUCUUCUAGUCACAAUGAUCUGCUGUGUGGUGCUGUCCAAAUACAUGUGGAAUCAUCAAUUUAUUUAGCAAUGGUCAGCAUACCUUGUGCUGAAAGACUAAUGAUCUUGUAAUUGUUUAAUAUUCUCUGAUAACAGGAUAAUUCUGAUAUUAAUAUUGCAUUAAUAUACACAAAUUGAAAAGGUCAGGUGUAUAUGAAUGACUUAAAAUGAGAAGUGCAUUGAACUGCUUACACUAACAGAGAACAGGUGUCAGGAUUUACUCAAAAUAAUCCAAGCCUCAGUAACUACAAGAAACAUGGUUUCUGCAAAAUGUUCAUCUAUUAUAAUUUUGGCUGAGAAAGAGGAUCACAGCCCAGAAGGGCAUACUGGAUGAGGACAUUUGUUUAUUUAUUUAUUUUGAAAACACUUAACUCAGGACUGUUUGUAAGAAGCUCAUCAUUUGCAAACAAUAUUUUAGAUCUAAAUCUCUCAACUUGCACUGCUUUGUGUUCUCUUUGGUGAUUUAUGUCUCAACCAAAGACAAUUACCCAUCUUAUUAUAUUAUCUUUUUUUUUAUUCUGCUCUACCUCUGUUGUGUCAAGCAAUAUGUGUAUUAAUCUAUAAUGGCAGUAUCAUGACACUCUAGUGUAAAUAAGGGUCUGGUUAUGAAAUAGUUCAUGUUUGAUCCACAGCCCAGUAACUAACUUUUGUCUUUUUAUUAAGUCUUAUUAUUUAUUAAGUAUUUCUAGCUUCUGUAUUUUAACAGUUAAAAUUUCAGAAUAUGUACUUGAAACUGUUGUAAAUAAAACGUAUAUCAUAUA
This is a messenger RNA of Scophthalmus maximus (turbot), 1619 nucleotides long. It is a transcript of the gene pigx, whose product is annotated as phosphatidylinositol glycan anchor biosynthesis, class X. Gene Ontology annotation, cellular component: endoplasmic reticulum membrane. Bases 143 to 886 code for a protein of 247 amino acids. The transcript has 6 exons. Lineage: Eukaryota; Metazoa; Chordata; Actinopteri; Pleuronectiformes; Scophthalmidae. Gene Ontology annotation, biological process: GPI anchor biosynthetic process. The record is from RefSeq and is a predicted model, not a curated record.